CGCAUUCCGCGCCUAGUUCUCCCAUAGGUCCGCGUGUGGUUGAGUUUCUGGCAGACAUGUGCAAAACUGUUUCUGGUAGGGCUACAUAAGACCCUGAAAGUGUACUGUUAUAAAACGCCGAUAAGGCGAUUAUUUAACAUCUCCAGUCUGUUUUCUCCGAGGUUCAGAACACCAACCAUGGCUCCCACAAUACACGAACCUUCACAGGCUGCAGGUGACGUUAAACUGAGCCUAGAGGAUGAGAUUACAGAGCUGCUGAAGCAGAGGAUCAUGGUGCUGGACGGUGGCAUGGGCACAAUGAUCCAGCAGCACAAGUUGGAGGAAGAUGACUUCAGGGGAGAAGAAUUCAAGAACCACAUGAAAAGCCUAAAGGGGAACAACGACCUCCUGAGCAUAACGCAGCCUGACAUUAUCUACAAAAUUCACUGUGACUACUUGUUUGCUGGAGCCGAUUUCAUUGAAACAAAUACUUUCAGUAGCACAAGUGUUGCACAGGCUGACUACGGGAUGGAACAUUUGGCCUAUCGUCUGAAUAAGGUUUCAGCAGAACUAGCCCGGAAAGCAGCUGAUAAUGUUACUGCCAAAACAGGUAUCAAGAGAUACGUUGCGGGAGCUGUCGGGCCUACAAACAAGACUUUGUCCGUAUCGCCUUCUGUGGAAAGACCAGACUACAGAAACAUAACUUUUGAGGAAUUGGUAGAAACGUACACAGAGCAGACCAAAGGCCUCCUGGAUGGCGGGGUGGAUGUAUUGUUAGUGGAAACCAUUUUCGAUACUGCCAAUGCCAAGGCUGCUCUCUUUGCAAUUGAUAAGCUCUUUGAAGAAAAAUAUGAGACACGGCCCAUAUUUAUUUCGGGAACAAUCGUGGAUAAGAGUGGACGAACCCUUUCCGGACAGACGGGAGAGGCCUUUGUCAUCAGUGUGUCAAACGCAAAUCCUCUUUGUAUUGGAUUAAACUGUGCCCUCGGAGCGACUGAAAUGAGACCAUUCAUUGAAGCAAUUGGAAAAUCCACAACCUCCUAUAUUUUAUGUUAUCCUAAUGCAGGUCUUCCUAAUACUUUUGGGGGCUAUGAUGAAACUCCUGAAUUGACUGCAAGGCAUUUGAAGGAGUUUGCAAUGGAUGGAUUGGUCAACAUUGUUGGUGGCUGCUGUGGAACUACUCCAGCACAUAUCCGGGAAAUUGUGGAAGCGGUCAAGCACUGCAAACCCAGAGUUCCACCGUCUUCGGUGUUUCAAGACUACAUGCUACUGUCAGGACUGGAACCUUUCCGAAUUGGUCCGUACACCAACUUUGUCAAUAUCGGAGAGCGCUGCAAUGUUGCAGGAUCAAGAAAGUUUGCUAAACUGAUUAUGACAGGUAAUUAUGAGGAAGCUCUCAGCAUAGCUAAAGCUCAGGUAGAGAUGGGUGCCCAAGUUCUGGAUAUCAACAUGGAUGAAGGCAUGCUAGAUGGAAAGAGCGCAAUGGCUCGAUUCUGCAAACUUAUUGCGUCUGAGCCAGAUAUUGCCAGGGUGCCUCUGUGCAUUGACUCGUCCAACUUCGCUGUGAUCGAGGCGGGGCUGAAGUGCUGCCAGGGGAAGUGCAUUGUAAACAGCAUCAGCCUGAAGGAGGGGGAGGAGGAGUUCCUGGAGAGGGGGAGGAUCAUCCGGCGUUUCGGGGCAGCUGUUGUCAUCAUGGCUUUUGACGAAGAGGGGCAGGCCACUGAGACUGAACACAAAAUCCAGGUGUGCACAAGGGCCUACAAUUUACUGGUUAGCAAAGUAGGGUUUAACCCCCAGGAUAUCAUCUUUGACCCGAACAUCCUGACAAUUGGAACAGGGAUGGAGGAGCACAAUAUGUAUGGCAUCAACUUUAUGAAAGCUACAAAACUGAUAAAGGAAACUCUGCCGGGAGCCAGAGUGAGUGGAGGCCUUUCCAAUCUGUCUUUCUCCUUCCGGGGGAUGGAAGUUAUCCGUGAAGCAAUGCACGGAGUGUUCCUGUACCACGCCAUCAAGGAUGGGAUGGACAUGGGAAUAGUAAACGCAGGCAACCUGCCAGUUUAUGACGACAUUGACAAGGAGCUUUUAGAGCUGUGUGAGAACCUGAUCUGGAACAGAGAUCCAGAAGCAACAGAUAAACUGUUACUUUAUGCACAGAAUCAUACCAAAGGAGGGAAGAAAGUGGUCCAAACUGAUGAGUGGAGAUUUCUUCCUGUGGAAGAGAGACUGGAAUACUCGCUGAUUAAGGGCAUUGAAAAGUAUGUGGUUGAAGAUACUGAAGAGGCGAGGUCUAACCAUGAGAAGUACACCCGGCCGCUGCAUGUCAUUGAAGGGCCCCUGAUGAAUGGCAUGAAAGUUGUUGGGGACUUGUUUGGUGCUGGGAAAAUGUUCCUGCCACAGGUGAUAAAAUCGGCUCGUGUCAUGAAGAAAGCGGUUGGGUACCUCAUCCCGUUCAUGGAGAAGGAGAGGGAGGAGAUGAUGGCUGCUUCCGGCUCCACUGAAGAAACUGAUCCUUAUCAAGGUACAGUGGUGCUGGCCACUGUAAAGGGAGAUGUACAUGACAUAGGGAAAAACAUUGUAGCAGUGGUAAUGGGCUGCAACAACUUCAGAGUGAUUGAUUUAGGGGUCAUGACACCCUGUGAUAAGAUACUAAGGGCUGCAGUGGAAAACAAAGCAGAUUUCAUUGGCCUGUCUGGCCUGAUCACGCCCUCUUUAGAUGAGAUGAUACAUGUCGCUAAGGAAAUGGAAAGACUGGGAAUGAAAACACCUUUGCUGAUUGGAGGAGCAACCACCUCCAGAACCCACACUGCUGUGAAAAUUGCUCCAAGAUACAGCUGUCCUGUCGUCCACGUGCUGGAUGCAUCCAGGAGUGUUGUGGUGUGCUCGCAGCUUUUGGAUGAAAAUGUCAAAGACGAGUACUUUGAAGAAAUAACAGAGGAAUAUGAGGAUAUUAGACAAGACCACUAUGACACUCUUAAAGACAGACGGUUUUGGUCUUUGGAACAAGCCAGAGGAAAAGGAUUACAUAUAGACUGGCUUUCACACCCCAAACCAGUCCGGCCUACUUUUGUUGGUAGCCGCGUGUUUGACGACUAUGAUCUGCACAAGCUGGUGGAUUACAUAGACUGGAAGCCUUUCUUUGAUGUGUGGCAGCUGAGGGGCAAGUACCCAAACAGAGGAUAUCCAAAGAUCUUUAAGGACAAAACUGUAGGUGAGGAAGCAAAGAAUGUCUUCAAAGAUGCACAGAAACUGCUGAACACACUGAUUGACAACAAGAAGAUCCAGGCUAAGGGACUAGUUGGGUUCUGGCCAGCACAGAGUGUUGGGGAUGACAUUCACGUUUACGCAGAAGACGUGAUGCCUCGCAGUGGAGAGCCAGUGGCUAAAUUCCAUGGCUUGCGGCAACAGGUGGAAAAGGACUCUUCCAGCACAGACCCUUACUACUGCCUCUCAGAUUUCGUGGCUCCCCUGCAGAGUGGAGUUCCGGAUUACAUCGGCCUCUUUGCAGUCGCUUGUUUCGGAGCCGAAGAGCUGAGCAAAGAGUUUGAGAAACAUUACGAUGACUACAACAGCAUCAUGGUCAAGGCACUAGCCGACAGAUUGGCAGAGGCGUUUGCAGAGGAACUUCACCACAGGGUUCGCAGGGAGCUCUGGGGCUAUGAUUGCAGGGAGCAGCUUGAAGCCUCCGACAUGCACAAAGUCCGAUACGAGGGUAUAAGGCCGGCACCCGGCUAUCCGAGCCAGCCCGAUCACACCGAGAAGCUGAGCAUGUGGAACCUAGCUGGCAUUGAGGAGAAAACAGGAAUCCAGCUUACUGAAUCCCUAGCUAUGACGCCAGCUGCUGCAGUGUCUGGACUGUACUUCUCCAGCCCCAAAUCCACAUAUUUUGCAGUUGGUAAAAUCACAAAGGAACAGGUUCAAGACUAUGCUUUGAGAAAACAGGUAUCUACAGCUGAAAUAGAGAAGUGGCUGGGACCUAUUCUGGGAUAUGACGACACAGAGUAGCUUGAUUUUUAACUUUUUGUUUUGGGCAAAAACACUACAGAAUUAGGGAGGGUCUUAACUACUGAAAUGUUAAGUUUACAGUUUUAAAUACUAGUUUAAGUGCCAAUUUGAAAUGUUCUUUUAACUGGAAAAGUAAUGAUUUGAAGUGUGGAACAAGUGUCUGUAAUUGGACUAAGGGUACUGCAAACACAUAAGGUCACCACUGCCCAAAAAGUAUUUAAUUUUAUUUCAGCUAAUUUCAUUUUGAAGACACACACACAUUACCUGUAUUAUUGCAUGAUAGAAUUUACUUCUCUUGGGGUGCAAGAAUAACACUGCCUUUUGGGACAUUUAUUUAGAAUGGACUAUGUACAGCUUUCUGGCCCUUUAGAGAACGUGUAAAUCAUGCUCCUGCACUUGAAUGGCAAACCAUUUAAACCAAGCAGAGAUUGACCUGCUCGCUUUCUAGUCCUGUGGAUUCCGGAACUACACAAAAGUGGACGUGCCUGUUUUUUCACUGCUGUAAUAACCUGCAGCCCAAAAUCUAAUGGCAUGUAUUUAUUUUGCAUUUUUUUUUAGCAUCCUGUUCAUUUUGCAGUGUUUUAUUAACUUUGUUUUUAUUUUAAUGAUGUAUUAAACUGCCUCUCCACUUGCAUCUUGUGAUGUGUAUGUUAAAACACUUUUCUGCCUAUUUUGAGGUUAAAAAAAACAAAUAUGCAAAUGUGUUUGUAUUUUUUCUUGAUUUAUUAAAAUUGAUUUUUGUAAAAUGUGAA
Molecule: messenger RNA, 4733 nt
Organism: Acipenser ruthenus (sterlet)
Lineage: Eukaryota; Metazoa; Chordata; Actinopteri; Acipenseriformes; Acipenseridae
Gene: mtr
Product: 5-methyltetrahydrofolate-homocysteine methyltransferase
Exons: 33
Coding region: 178-3981 (1267 amino acids)
Biological process (GO): pteridine-containing compound metabolic process
Molecular function (GO): methionine synthase activity; zinc ion binding; cobalamin binding
Source: RefSeq, a predicted model, not a curated record